Molecule: messenger RNA, 1149 nt
Organism: Miscanthus lutarioriparius
Lineage: Eukaryota; Viridiplantae; Streptophyta; Magnoliopsida; Poales; Poaceae
Source: the annotation of a GenBank genome assembly
AUGGCGGCCUUCACGGUGCACACGAGCGCCGCCACCUCGCUCUACUCGCCUGCGGGCACGGCCAUCCUUCUCCGAAGCCGGAGUCGAGCCUACCCAACCACUACCACCAUCCGCGUGUCGUGCUCAAAGACGGUGGUGAUCGGGGUGGCGGCGGACUCCGGGUGCGGGAAGAGCACGUUCAUGCGGCGGCUGACGAGCGUGUUGGGCGGCGGCGCGGAGUCGCCGAGGGGCGGGAACCCGAACUCCAACACGCUGGUGAGCGACACCGCCACGGUGAUCUGCCUCGACGACUACCACUCGCUGGACCGGGCCGGGCGGAAGGCGAAGGGCGUCACGGCGCUGGACCCGAGGGCCCACGACUUCGACCUCAUGUACGAGCAGGUGAGGGCCAUCAAGGAGGGCCGCGCCGUCGAGAAGCCCGUCUACAACCACGUCACCGGCCGCCUCGACCCGCCCGAGCUCAUCACCCCGCCCGAGAUCCUCGUCAUCAAGGGGCUGCACCCAAUGUACGAUGAGCGCGUGAGGGACCUGCUAGACUUGAGCAUCUACCUGGACAUCAGCAACGAAGUGAAGUUUAAAUGGAAAGUUCAGAGAGACAUGGCAGAGCGUGGGCACAGCCUUGAGAACAUCAGGGCCAGCAUCGAGGCAAGGAAGCCCGACUUCGAUGCUUACAUUGAGCCGCAGAAGCAGUACGCGGACGCCGUGAUCGAGGUCCUGCCGACGCAGCUGAUCCCGGGCCCGGGCGACGACGAGGGCAAGGUGCUGCGCGUGAAGCUGAUCAUGAAGGAAGGCGUGGAGCACUUCGCCCCGGUGUACCUCUUCGACGAAGGAUCCACCGUCAACUGGAUCCCCUGCGGCCGGAAGCUCUCCUGCUCCUACCCCGGCAUCAGGUUCGCCUACGGCUUCGGCACCUACUUCGGGCACGAGGUGUCGGUGGUGGAGAUGGACGGGCAGUUCGACAAGCUGGACGAGCUCAUCUACGUGGAGACCCACCUGAGCAACCUGUCAACCAAGUUCUACGGGGAGGUGGCGCAGCAGAUGCUCAAGCACGCCGACUUCCCGGGCAGCAGCAAUGGCACGGGGCUCUUCCAGACCAUUGUCGGGCUCAAGAUCAGGGAUCUCUACGAGCAGAUCGUCGCACGUCGCUGA